This is a messenger RNA of Pomacea canaliculata, 1550 nucleotides long. RefSeq lists its product as uncharacterized. The record is from RefSeq and is a predicted model, not a curated record. The transcript has 7 exons. The coding region runs from base 181 to 1209 and encodes 342 amino acids. Lineage: Eukaryota; Metazoa; Mollusca; Gastropoda; Architaenioglossa; Ampullariidae. Gene Ontology annotation, biological process: carbohydrate metabolic process.
CACUUGAUAAAAAUAAGCAUUGCGAUCGUCAUCAAGGGUUCAAAAAAAGAUAAAUCUCUGAUGCAGCGCACACCUAACGGCCCAGCGCGUGACAAAAACGCACGACGCUUGCAACCAAUGGGACAUCUCUCACCACGACCAUCUCUCUGACAGUGUGGUGUGUGGCCUGACAGUCAUAGAAUGCAUCCUGCCACGCUCUUCGUCGUCUGCUUGACCGCGCUGACCUGUGUGACAUCAACCCAAGGGCAGUGUGUUCCCGGGGACAACUGCAACCCACCCGAUUGCAGGUGCUGGAAUGACUUUUCAGUGCCCGGCGGGUUCGAUCCCCUGGAUGUCCCUCAGGUGGUGCUCAUCACCUUUCAGUACGCUAUCAGCACCGUCAACGAAGCCACCUACCUGAGGCUGUUUGAAGGUUUCACAAACCCUAACAACUGCCCAGCCGUUGGCACGUUCUACGUCCAGUCCACCAACACGGACUUCACUAUCGUCAAGGAACUGUCCGACCUCGGCUUCGAGAUUGGGAUCACCACAGCAGACGGCACCGUACCACAGAGUGAAGCGGACUGGAGGACUAGCCUGACUGAGGUUCGCGACGCCGUGGUAGCGAGCGGGGUACCGGCGGAGCAGAUAACCGGCUUCCGUGCCCCCAGCCUCCAGAGUGGCGGCGACCCGGAGUUCAGUGCCCUUGCCGUCAGCCAGCUCCAGUACGACGCCAGCUGCUCGACAACGACCUACGACCAGGAGGCUAACCUUCUGUGGCCCUACACCUACGACUUUCCGGCCGACGCACCACUGUGCAACGGCGGGUCCCCUCCCAUCACAGAGUACCCAGGUAUCUGGCAGUUCACGGUGCCCGACCUGCAGUUCAACGGGGUGAAGUGCGCCACACCUCCAGCCUGCACAGGUGUGUUGACUCAGCGGGAUGUCUUUAAUCUUUUUUAUGACAGCUUCGUCAACCAUUACCAAGGUCGCAGAACACCCUUUGUAAUCAUCAUUACACCCGACUGGCUUCUGGAACAGUACAGGAUGGACGGUACCCGACAGUUUCUCCAGUUCAUAAGGGCAGCUUUCGAGGACACGUGGAUCCUGACAACCUCGCAAUCUCUUGAGUGGAUAAAAAAUCCAGUCUCGAACGCUAACACCACAGAUUAUGCCCCUGGUCAUGUUCUGGACCAGGUUUGGCGUAACGGCUUAUUUACGUGUCGAUGAGAAUUAUUUCCCUUCUCUUCUGUCUUGCCCUAAGUUCAGAAGGACUGGUUGAGUGAGAAAGUUUAUUGAUGAGGUUGAAAGUAUUCUUCUACAUCAAGUUCCUGGACCUUGUACUUUGCUAUGUUUGGAUCCACACAACUUUUAGGUAGGGAGUUGGGGAAACUUUGAUACCAACUUUCUAAACGAAGAGCUGAUACAUCUAGGGAUUCAACAGAAAGAAAAUCUGUAAUACUUUCAAAAGAAAAGUUACCGUUUACGACUGUGAAUUUUGUGGAAUACAAUAUAUUUACUCCCUAUGUAUUAAGAAAUGUGACAAAAUAAAUAUAAAAUUCAGAAAACUA